GGCAUGAGCUUCACUCAGCGUGGAACUCUAUAUUUGCACCAAAGGACUCACAUUGGGGAUAAACCCUAUGUAUGUCUGGAGUGUGGAAUGAGCUUCACUCGGAGUGGAAACCUACAUAAACAUCAAAGAAGUCACACUGGGGAGAAACCCUAUAAAUGUCCAGAGUGCGGAAAGAGGUUCACUCAGAGUGGAAAUCUACACAAACAUCAAAAAACUCACACUGGAGAGAAACUCUAUACAUGCCUGGAGUGUGGAAAGAGCUUUGCCGAGAGUGGAAACCUACAUAGACAUCAAAGAAGUCAUACUGGAGAAAAACCCUAUAAAUGCAUCGAGUGUGGAAAGAGCUUCACUGACAGUGGACAUCUGCAUAAACAUCAAAGGAUACACACUGGGGAAAAACCCUAUACAUGCCUGGAGUGUGGAAAAGGCUUUUCUGAGAGUGGAAGUCUACAAUCACAUCAAAGAACGCACACUGGAGCAAAACCCUAUAAAUGCCUGGAAUGUGGAAGGAGCUUCACUCACACUGCAAGUCUGCAUUCACAUCAAAGAACUCACACUGGGGAGAAACCUUAUAGGUGCCUGGAGUGUGGCAUGAGCUUCAGUCAAAAUUCACAUCUCCAUAGACAUCACAGAACUCACACUGGGGAGAAACCCUAUACAUGCCCAGAGUGUGGAAAGAGCUUCACUUCAAGUCAAAGUCUACAUUCACAUGAAAGAACUCACACUGGGGAGAAACCCUAUACAUGCAUGGAGUGUGGAAAAAGCUUCAAUGAGAGUGGAACCCUACAGAAGCAUCACAGAACUCACACUGGGGAGAAACCUUAUAAAUGUCUUGAGUGUGGAAAGAGCUUCACUCACACUGCAGGUCUACGUUCACACCACAAGAUCCACACUGGGGAAAAACCCUAUACAUGCAUGGAGUGUGGAAUGAGUUUCAGUCAGAAUUCACAUCUGCAUUCACAUCUUAGAACUCAUACUGGGGAGAAACCAUAUACAUGCCUGGAAUGUGGAUUGAGCUUCAGUCAGAAUUCACAUUUGCAUUCACAUCUUAGAACUCACACUGGGGAGAAACCGUAUAUGUGCUGGGAAUGUGGAAAGAGCUUCACUCACACUGCAAGUCUACAUUCACAUCACAAAACUCACACUGGGGAGAAAUCUUAUAUGUGCCUGGAAUGUGGCAUGAGCUUCAGUCAGAAUUCACAUCUACAUUCACAUCAUAGAACACACACUGGGGAGAAACCAUAUACAUGCCUGGAGUGUGGAAUGAGCUUCAGUCAGAAUUCACAUCUACAUAGACAUCACAGAAUUCACACUGGGGAGAAACCAUUUACUUGCCUGGAGUGUGGAAAGAGCUUCAGUGACAGUGGACAUCUAUAUUCACAUCAUCGAACCCACACUGGGGAGAAACCUUUUACAUGCCUGGAGUGUGGAAUGAGCUUCAGUCAGAAUUCACAUCUCCAUAGACAUCAUAGAACUCACGCCGGGGAGAAAUCCUAUACAUGCAUGGAGUGUGGAAAAAGUUUCAUUUCAAAUCAAAGUUUACAUUCACAUGCAGGAACCCAUACUGGGGAGUAA
Molecule: messenger RNA, 1575 nt
Organism: Anolis sagrei ordinatus
Lineage: Eukaryota; Metazoa; Chordata; Lepidosauria; Squamata; Anolidae
Product: zinc finger protein 420-like
Biological process (GO): regulation of transcription by RNA polymerase II
Molecular function (GO): DNA-binding transcription factor activity, RNA polymerase II-specific; RNA polymerase II cis-regulatory region sequence-specific DNA binding
Source: RefSeq, a predicted model, not a curated record